AUGGCCGACCCAGGCUAUAGAGACCCUCGGCCUUCGACUGAUUCAGAGCACGCACCUCUUCUACGUGACCCAGAGAGAGAAUACUCAACGUCCUUCGAUGGCUCCUCAUCUCAUCCCCGAAGUUCACAACGCAAAUCAUUCUCUUCUCACGUAGACGACAUCCUACGCGAACCGCUCACAACGCUCACCAAGAUCCUACUUGUUCUCGCCUUGCUGCUAUUACUAUUGACAUCUGUAUUCAUUGGACUGUUUGCGGGUGCCGAACAUAAGCUGAGCCGUGGAAGGAGCGAGAGACGACCGACACCAGCUCCAGGGGUACCAAUUACUACUACAAGUACGCAAUAUGGAACUACUACUACCACAACGACGACAACGGAAAAGACGACAGGUACCGUGACGACGUUACUCCCGCCAUCACCAACGACUAUACCUGCGCCUUUACCUACAACUGAACCUGGAUCGACGUUAUGCACAUCCCCGGAUUGUGUCAUUCUUGCUGCCUCAAUUCUUCGGAAUCUUGACAAUUCGCAAGAUCCUUGCGAGAACUUCUACGAGUUUGCCAACGGCGGCUGGCUUGCAAGAACCGAAAUCCCACCCGGAAAAGGGAUCUAUGGCUCCUUUGACGUCGUAUCUGAUGAAAAUAAGCGAAUUCUUCGCAAGAUUCUCGACCCUCCGAACAAUGCUUCCAUCUCCAGCGUCACGUCAGAUCAAUAUGACGAGGAAUCACUAACGAAGCUACGCGACCUGUACACGUCAUGCAUGAACGAAGAUCUUGUCGACGAGCGCGGCGAUGCACCUUUGAGAGACGUCGUCCAAUCUGUUCGUGACCUCUAUCGCUCCGAUAAUUGGAAGAAGCUUGAGAACAGCAAAGAAGCCGAGAAGCAAGACAAUCCACAAUACGGCCUGACCUCUGCUAUUGCCUAUCUUCACUCUCGCGGGAUUGGAGGGCUCUUCAACUUUGAUAUUGAUGGAGACGUCGGAGUAGACCCAGACUUUAUGACGCUCUGGUUCUUCCAGCCUGAUCUCGGUUUGCCUUCCAAGGAAUAUUACAAGGAGAAAGAUAUUGUGAAACUGUACGAAGAUACACUAGCGCGUAUGCUGCUUGCGCUUGACGAUACUCCGGAUGAGUCAGCGUCGUAUUCCGCGUCGGGAGAUGACGUCCUUGUACUCGAAACCGACGAGAAAAUCAAGGUAUGGCCGCCCUGGCCGUGGCCACCUUGGGGAGGCGAGGAUGACGACGACGAUGGCCGUGCAAAGCGGCCUUUGAACAAAACAGAGAGAGCAGCCAAGCUAGCAAAGAGCGUCGUGAAAUUCGAGAAGCGGGUUGCGAAAGCGUCUCUUGACCUGGAGAUCAUAUUACAGGACCCGGUUGCAACAUACAACCCCGUCGACUUUUCGGAACUCGCUGAACAGCUCCCUCAGAUCGACUUCCCAUCCUACUUUAGCACAUUCACACCUCGUAACUUCCCUACUCGCGUCAUCCUCACAUCGACCACAUACGCGAAGUCUCUAUCCGAGAUCCUCUCUUCCACAGAUGCUGACACCGUCGAAGCCUACCUCGUGACGCGCGCUUCACUUGAUCUCGCUCCGUUCUUGGGGUACGACACAGAAGUGUGGAAGGCGAAUCGUGCGCUGAGGGAGGUGCUUCAGGGAAUUAAGAAAGGUUCACUUCCAGAUCGGAGCGAGUGGUGUGUUCAGAGGGUCGAGGAUGCUUUAGGCUUUUCCGCUGGCCGGUUCUUCGUUGAGCAGGCAUUUGGAGGUGAUAGUAAAGCGAAAGGGACGAAAGUUAUCACUGAUAUUAUCAGCACCUUUAAGGAGUCCCUCAAAAACCUGAAAUGGAUGGACAAAGAGUCCGCCAAGGCUGCAUCUCAGAAAGCCGAUGCUAUUGAUGUCAAAGUUGGCUACCCGCUCUCACCCAAUACCGAGUCCUCUCGCUCGAUCGCACUGUAUUAUCGCCUCGUAAUUGUCGAUAAGGCGGAAUUCUUUGAGAGCAUGGUCAGCGCGCAGAUCAGCGAAACAUUCAAGAAGUGGCAGUUGCUUGGGAAGCAACGCGACAAGCAGAUGUGGCUUAUGCCACCAAGCAUGGUGAACGCAUACUUUAACCCGCCUGCAAACGAGAUUGUGUUCCCAGCAGGCAUUUUGCAACCGCCGUUCUUCGCGUACAAGUGGCCGGCAUAUAUACAAUACGGUGCAUUUGGGUCAAUAGCGGCACACGAACUCACUCAUGCAUUCGACUCUGCUGGUCGACUAUACAACCAAAAAGGAAAACUCGAGCAGUGGUGGACAAACGCGACGAGUGAAGGCUUCAAUAAGAUUCAAAAGUGUAUCUCAGAGCAGUAUUCUAACUACACGAUUGAUGAUGGCAAAGGUGGAAAGAUUCAUGUCAACGGGAACCUGACAUCCGGAGAGAACAUCGGCGACUCAGGACUUAUCCAAUCCUACCGCGCCUGGCACGGCCAAUUCCACACAUCCCUCGAAGAAGGCCGCGAACCUCUCUUACCAGGUCUGAACUACACGCAAGAACAACUCUUCUUCAUUGGUUUCGGACAAAUUUGGGCGCAGUUAAUCAAGCCUGCUGCAGCUGUGCAACGUGUACGAACGGACCCACAUUCGCCGGAUAAGUACCGUGUAGAGGGGACGUUGGCCAACAUUCCUGAGUUCGCUGCUGCGUUCCAGUGUAAGGAGGGGACGAAGUUGAAUCCACCAAAGGAGCAGCGAUGCGUAUUUUGGUAGAACGUUGGAUCAUAUUGGCUUGCAUAUAUAUGACGGACGGAUCUGGGGAAUACGAGACUGAAUGUUAAAAUCGUCUACGUCUGUGAUCUGUAUUGCCUUGCAUAGUUAUUUAAACUCGUUUUUG
Molecule: messenger RNA, 2857 nt
Organism: Fomitiporia mediterranea MF3/22
Lineage: Eukaryota; Fungi; Basidiomycota; Agaricomycetes; Hymenochaetales; Hymenochaetaceae
Product: endothelin-converting enzyme 1
Exons: 17
Coding region: 1-2733 (910 amino acids)
Biological process (GO): protein processing
Cellular component (GO): plasma membrane
Molecular function (GO): metalloendopeptidase activity
Source: RefSeq, a predicted model, not a curated record